Molecule: messenger RNA, 1833 nt
Organism: Crotalus tigris (Tiger rattlesnake)
Lineage: Eukaryota; Metazoa; Chordata; Lepidosauria; Squamata; Viperidae
Gene: TEX51
Product: testis expressed 51
Exons: 7
Coding region: 570-1271 (233 amino acids)
Source: RefSeq, a predicted model, not a curated record
GGCCAAGAGUUUACAGGACUGUAAACUGUCCCAAGGCAACCUCUUUCCUGAAGUCCCCAAUCACAGGAGAAAGUCUACCUCCGUGACCCAGGGAAACGUUGCCAAGGAGAAAGAACAAAUCGCCAGGCAGUAGGUGUAGGCAUUUGUGAUGCUUGGAAUAGAACAGGAAGUGAUGUUCAAUGCUGUAUAAGCCAUUGCUGAUGUCGCCUUGGCACAGGAAGUGCUACUUUUGAUUUCUGGUUCCCAUGGCUACAGCCUCUCUGCUCGGAUUGCUUCUAUGGGCUGUCCCCAUGCAGCUGGCUGGUACCUGCCUCCGUUGCUGGCCAGAUGCUGCUGCCUAUUUUAUUUACGAUGUUAACUUGCUGCUGCAACAGGAUACAGCAGCCUCUGAUCGGCUGGGGACACUUUUCCUGGGAAAUGUCAAAGAGCUUGCUUCGUAUGCCAGCGGAUAUUUGGGUAUAUAGAAUUAAGGGAAGAGCUGAGCAGGGUCGCCUCUGAUAGGAACUUCUGAUGAGUGUCAAAUACCCAUUUCUGAAUCACAGACUGUGCCAGGCUGAGAACGAGAAGAUAUGGAACGGGAGGCUGGCAAUCUCUUUCAUCAUCUUGAACUAAUUAUACAGAAAAGUCAAAAAAAUCAUGAAGUCCUGAUGAAGGAGGCAGAGUUGGAAAAAGCAGACUUUAUCAAGCGUUUGGAAGAAGCAUCUGAUCUUUUUGUGAAGGAAAUCUGCAGUUUUUCCUGUGAUAGGGCAGGUCUGACUGAGAGUAUGGGUGUUUAUGCUGCACAGGAUAAGGAGGGUCGAUCUAACAGCAUCUCCUCCAUCACUUCCACAGGCCAAUCGCGGUUUCGACCUUACGAAGUGGUACAAUGCAGAAACUGCCAAAUUCUCAAAGUUUCCUGCUAUGACCUCAGAAUAUGUGCAGGACCCAAUGUUGUUGCAGCUGUGUUGAUAACCCUUACAGUCUUGCUGGGGGUAGUGGGAGUUGCGGUGUGGUACUGCUGUCGUAAAAAGACAUCCGAAGAAACUGAAUCGGAAGAUGAAGAUGACGACAAUAAAGAUAAUGAUGAAGACAGUUCAGAAAUUUCAGAAAGCUCAGAAAAAUCAGAAGAGGCUGCCCCAAUUCCUCCAGUACCAGACUACCCAAGCCCCCCUGAAUAUUACACGCCCAAUCUACCAGAAUUCGACAUGCCCAGUCCUCCAGAAUUCGACAUGCCCAGUUCUCCAGAAUUCGACAUCCCAAGCCCCCCUAACUUCUAUGAUGCCCCGAAUUAAACUGUUUACAGCAGGAAAGUGGAAUUAUUUCUCCUCACUUGGCAACAUCUUUCCACCUGCAGCUCCACAGUGGUGUGUAAGUCAGGGCAGCCUCAGAGAACUAUUUUCCAUUUUAAGGUGGAAAACUCAAAAGAGUCACGGAUCAGAAAGUAAUUAAGGGCAGAUUGAGCCAGGAAUACUGAAGCGACUUUCAACCAUUUACGCAUGCUUGGCUCAGGGCUACCAUGAUACCUUCGCACAUCAGAUACCAAAGGUGAAGAUCCAUGCUGUGUGAACAAGUUUCUUUUCCUUCCUUGGUAUCUCUUCAGCCUGAAAAUAAAAACUCUUUUGUCAUUCCCAGCUGGCUCUACCAGCCAUGGGUAACGGGAUUUCAAUCCCAGCCACUCUGAAGGUAACCAGAAUUAUAAUGGCUGUCUGGCUGACAUACUGUAGUAUAUGUACCAAUACUCUUCAAUUUACAAUCACAAUUGAGCCCAACUUUUCUGUUGCUAAGUGAGACAGUCGUUAAUUGAGUUUUGCCCCACUUUGUCUUUCUUGCCAUGAUUGUUAAGUGAAUCACUGC